Erigeron canadensis is the source of this 3609-nucleotide messenger RNA. Its product is annotated as structural maintenance of chromosomes protein 5. The transcript is spliced from 29 exons. Lineage: Eukaryota; Viridiplantae; Streptophyta; Magnoliopsida; Asterales; Asteraceae. The record is from RefSeq and is a predicted model, not a curated record. The coding region runs from base 107 to 3262 and encodes 1051 amino acids. Gene Ontology annotation, cellular component: Smc5-Smc6 complex. Gene Ontology annotation, molecular function: ATP hydrolysis activity; ATP binding. Gene Ontology annotation, biological process: double-strand break repair via homologous recombination.
UUUUUGUACCUCUCUCUAGACGAGACCCACUCUCCUCCUUUCAUCAUCUUCAUCAUCUUUCCAACCACCAAAAAAAAACCCUAUUUUCUUUCACCAUCAAUUUAUAAUGGGCGAACCACGACGGGCCAAACGCCCCAAAAUCAGCAGGGGAGCAGAUGAUUAUUUGCCAGGAAAUAUUGUGGAAAUCGAAAUCCACAACUUUAUGACAUUUAAUCAUUUGGUAUGCAAGCCUGGUUCUCGUUUGAACCUUGUUAUUGGGCCAAACGGUUCUGGUAAAAGCUCCCUGGUGUGUGCAAUUGCUCUUGGUCUAGGUGGCGAACCUCAGCUUCUUGGGAGGGCUGCAACUAUAGGUGCAUUUGUUAAGCGUGGAGAGGAGUCUGGUUAUACUAAAAUUACCUUGAGAGGUGACACCCUGGACGAGAAGAUUAUCAUAAUGCGUAAAAUUGAUGCUCGUAACAAGUCUGAUUGGCUAUAUAACGGCAGGCAAGCUUCUAAAAAAGAGGUAGUUGAUAUCAUACAAAAGUUCAAUAUUCAAGUCAACAAUCUGACUCAAUUCUUACCACAAGAUAGGGUUUGUGAAUUUGCCAAACUCUCUCCAGUGAGACUUCUGGAAGAAACAGAGAAGGCUGUAGGUGAUCCCCAACUUCCUGUCUUGCAUCGCGCUCUUGUUGAUACGAGUGCUGAACUGCAGAGAUCUGAACAGGCUGUUGAGAAAAACAGAGAAACUUUAAGUCAGCAAAAGGCACUUAAUGCUGAACUAGAAAGAGAUGUGGAGCGUGUUCGUCAACGAGAUGAACUUCUAACAAAGGCGGAGGCGAUGAAGAAAAAGUUGCCCUGGCUUAAGUAUGAUAUGAAGAAGAGCGAGUAUCUCCAGGCCAAAGAGCAGGAGAAGGAUGCUAAGAAGAAGCUGGAUGAAGCAGCUAAAACAUUAAACGAUAUCAGCCAACCAAUCGAGAAAACAAAGAAAGAAAAAAAAGAAAAUGAUAUCAAAUGUAAAAAAAUUGGAGACAUUUUAGAAAAUGUUGAAAAGUCACGCAAACAAAUGUUGGAGAAAGAAAAUCAACUGGGUGCCAAUGUUAAAGGCAAGUAUAGUGAAAUGGAGGACUUAGAGAGGCAAGAGGCUUCACGGCAGGAGAGAAUUGCAAAAGCUGAAAAAGAUCUAGCAGAUGCUGAGUUGGAACUGCAAAAUCUUCCUCCUUUUGAAUCCCCUAAAGAUAAAAUUGAAAGAUUAGCUGCGGAAAUAUUGGAGCUUGAAGCAUCUGCAAGAGAGAAAAGAUAUCAAAAGAAAGAAAAGGAGAAGCUUAUUGACCGAAAUAGGACAUCAGCAAGGGAAACUGUAGAAAAGUUGAGAGAAAUGGAAAAUAUAAAAAACAAACGCUUACAGGCAUUAAAAAAUUCUGGAGCUGAAAGAAUAUCUGAUGCUUACAGUUGGGUGCAAGCCCAUCGACAUGAAUUUCGGAAAGAGGUGUAUGGUCCUGUGUUGACGGAGGUCAAUAUCUCAAAUCAGCUUCAUGCUGCCUACUUAGAGAGUCAUGUUCCAUAUUACAUGUGGAAGGCUUUUAUCACCCAGGAUUCUGCUGACCGUGAUUAUUUAUUCAAGAACCUUAGGUCAUUUGAUGUUCCAGUUAUAAAUCAUGUGGCUGAUGAAAGUCGCAAUCCAGAACCACUGCAUAUAUCUCAUGAGAUGUCCUCCAUCGGUCUAUAUUCUAGGCUUGACCAAGUUUUUGAUGCUCCAUAUGCAGUCAAAGAGGUCUUGAUUGGGCAAGCUGGUCUAGAACAUUCUUACAUAGGGUCUAAAAAGAGUGAUGAAAAGGCUGACAUGGCCAAUGAUUUUGGAAUAAUGGAUCUUUGGACUCCUGACAAUCAUUAUCGCUGGACUAGAUCUAGAUAUGGUGGUCAGGUUUCAGCAUCUGUGGAAUCAGUGAGUGAUUCCCGGCUUCUUUUAUCCAAUACGGAUGGCGAGGAGUUGAAUAAUAUAAGGGGAAAGAAGGAUGAAUUGGAUAAGACAAUCAAUACUCUAGAAGCAAGUUGUAAGUCCCUACUGGGCGAGAUAAAGGAACUAGAAGAUUCGGCAGCUCAGCUGCAGAAACAACGUGAGAAUCUUGUUAAUGAAGCACACCAUGAAAGAAAAAUUAGGCGUGAUCUUGAACAUCGAGUUAACCAAAAAAGGUUAAAAUUGAGAUCUAUGGGAAGAGAAGAGGACUUGGAUACUGCAAUGUCAAAGCUAGCUGAAGAAGCUGAGAACCUAAAUGUUCAGAGGUUCAAAUGUGUAUCGGAGAUGAAGCAUCUACUCACUCAAGCUACUGCUUACAGAAGAAGUUAUGCUGAAAAGUUCAUGUACUCAGUUGAACUUGAGAUGAAGAUCAAAGAGAUGGAAGCAAGUGUCAAACAACAAGAAAGACUUGCGCUGCAAGCUUCAUUACAUUUUGAAAACUGUAAAAAAGAGACGGAGGACCGUCGGCAACAGUUGGCAUCCGCAAAGAGAAAUGCAGAAUCAGUUGCAGUCAUUACUCCAGCUCUUGAAGAAGAAUUUCUACAGAUGCCUUCUACCAUUGAGGACUUGAAUGCUGCAAUUCAAGAUAUUACAUCUCAAGCCAAUUCUAUUCUCUUUUUGAACAACAACAUUUUGGAGGAAUAUGAACGUCGUCAGAGAAAAAUUGAGGAGCUCACAGCGAAGUUGGAAUUAGACGAGAAAGAAUUGACCAGUUGUUUAGAAGAAUUGAAUAGUUUGAAGGAGAAAUGGCUUCCAACACUUAGAAACCUAGUUACUAAAAUAAAUGAGACAUUCAGCAGGAAUUUUCAAGAAAUGGCUGUUGCAGGAGAAGUUUCAUUGGAUGAACGUGGAAAUGAAUUCGACAGCUAUGGUAUUCUUAUCAAAGUGAAGUUCAGGCAAACCGGACAACUUCAAGUUCUAAGUGCUCACCACCAGUCUGGAGGGGAGCGCUCGGUGUCAACCAUUCUGUAUCUUGUUUCAUUACAAGACUUGACGCACUGCCCGUUUAGGGUUGUCGAUGAGAUAAACCAAGGAAUGGACCCUAUUAAUGAAAGAAAAAUGUUCCAGCAGUUAGUCAGAGCCGCGAGCCAACCUAAUACACCACAGUGUUUCUUGCUUACACCAAAACUGCUAUCCGAUUUAGAAUAUGGCGAGGCCUGUACAAUUCUGACUGUAAUGAAUGGUCCAUGGAUCGACCAACCCUCGGAAGUUUGGAAAUUUGGAGGAAGUUGGGGUUCUGUUAUGGGGUUAAUAGGAGAAAGCCAUUGAUAAGAACCAUCAAGUAAAUGGCUAGAAGAAAUAUAAUCAGUGUACGUAGUGAUUAAUGAUUUUUUUUCUCUCCCUGAUUGGUGAUUGUACAGAUUAGAACAGUAGUGUAGUAAGUAGCCUUGAAACUUUCGAUGCUGAUGUGUCAAGAUUAGCAGUUGCGGGCCUUGUAUUUGUAACUUCUUGACAUAUAAGGUCUGCAAAGGUGCAGUGGGUAAAUUGUAUUUUACUAUUGGAUGUGUUUUUGAAUUUGCUGCACAAAGUAACUGGUAGGGAUUCCGUCAUUGCUUAUGUUCAUUCAAACUAUGCCUACAUGGAUACUUAAAUAUAGUGGUUUCAUUUUCCACCAA